Messenger RNA from Tauraco erythrolophus (red-crested turaco), 1808 nucleotides. It is a transcript of the gene ELAVL2, whose product is annotated as ELAV like RNA binding protein 2. The record is from RefSeq and is a predicted model, not a curated record. Gene Ontology annotation, cellular component: ribonucleoprotein complex. NCBI's taxonomy places the organism in Eukaryota, Metazoa, Chordata, Aves, Musophagiformes, Musophagidae. Gene Ontology annotation, molecular function: RNA binding.
CUCCAAACUAACAUGGCAGUCAGACUGUGUGAUGUGGCUUCUCUGCUUAGAAGUGGUUCGUGGGCAGCAGAGCCUUGGACUGGGCAGGUAAUUGCUGCCAUGGAAACACAACUGUCUAAUGGUCCAACUUGCAAUAAUACAGCCCAUGGUUCAACCGCCAUAAACAAUUGCUCAUCACCGGUUGAUUCUGGGAACACAGAAGACAGCAAGACCAAUUUAAUAGUCAACUACCUUCCACAGAACAUGACACAAGAGGAGCUGAAGAGUCUGUUCGGCAGCAUUGGUGAGAUAGAAUCCUGCAAGCUUGUCAGGGACAAAAUAACAGGACAGAGCUUGGGUUAUGGUUUUGUGAACUACGUUGACCCCAAGGAUGCUGAAAAAGCUAUCAACACUCUGAAUGGAUUGAGACUUCAAACUAAAACCAUAAAAGUUUCCUACGCACGACCAAGUUCAGCUUCUAUUAGAGAUGCAAAUUUGUAUGUUAGUGGACUUCCAAAAACAAUGACCCAGAAAGAACUGGAACAGCUCUUUUCCCAAUACGGACGCAUUAUUACUUCUCGUAUUCUGGUUGACCAAGUCACUGGAGUAUCAAGGGGUGUGGGUUUUAUCCGGUUUGACAAGCGAAUUGAAGCAGAAGAGGCUAUCAAGGGUUUGAAUGGCCAGAAACCUCCAGGUGCCACAGAGCCCAUCACUGUAAAGUUUGCUAACAAUCCAAGCCAAAAAACCAAUCAGGCUAUCCUUUCCCAGCUGUACCAUUCUCCAAACAGAAGGUAUCCAGCACCUCUAGCACAGCAGGCUCAACGUUUUCGGUUGGACAAUCUGCUCAACAUGGCUUAUGGAGUAAAGAGAUUUCCUCCAAUGACCAUUGAUGGAAUGACCAGUUUAGCUGGAAUUAAUAUCCCUGGACAUGCAGGAACUGGAUGGUGCAUUUUUGUGUACAACUUGGCACCUGAUGCUGAUGAGAGUAUCCUCUGGCAAAUGUUUGGACCCUUCGGAGCAGUAACCAAUGUGAAGGUCAUCCGUGACUUCAACACCAACAAGUGCAAAGGCUUUGGAUUUGUGACUAUGACAAACUAUGAUGAGGCAGCUAUGGCAAUAGCCAGCCUGAAUGGAUACCGCCUUGGGGACAGAGUAUUGCAGGUCUCUUUCAAAACAAACAAAACGCACAAAGCCUAACAAGUUAUUCUCAGUGCAUUAAUACAUUGAAACUAUACAACAAAGGCGAUUUACGGGAAGCUUUGUGCGUUAGUAAAUGCCUUUGUUGUAUGCCAGUGUGGAAAUGGGGAUAAAAUGACUACUUAGCAUCCUAAGAAUAUGUGAGAUUUUUUUAUUGCUAAUAUUUGAAUUCAAACUUCUUAAAUAUCUUUUGUGUUUGAAUAUUGACAAGAGGUACAGGGUUUUUACCUGUCACAAUGCAUAUUCUAUUGCCUUCUUUGAAGAAGGUGGACCUUUUAAAAUGUUUCAGCUAAGGGAAGAAGUUUUUUCUUUUUACAUGACUGCCUUUAUCCUAUGAGUAAAUAUUGAGGCUUUGUGUUAUACUUUCAGUUUUUGUUAUUUCUUGAUUUGCCUUGUGUUUAAUUUGCAUUUCAAUGCAUUGCUGUUCUGUUGUUCAAGAAAAGUAUUUGAGGUUUACAUUUUAUUUAUGAAGUUAUGAGCAGUAUUUAUUUUAUAAUUAUCAUUUGGGUUGGGGAAUGGGAACACAUUAUAAAAGCUUAUUGUAAGAAUACUGGAGAACUUUUCGUAAAGCAGUACCUUGCCAAAGAGAUAAGAGCCUCUUUGAUGUGGGUUUAAAAAAGCAUCUAUUUUUA